UAUCAACAGCUCUGUGCAUAUACACCGCUCGGGGCGGGGUCACCGGCCGGGGAUGCUGCGCAGUGCGAACCUGCGCCGGCGCACGACGCACGCGCGCAAACACCUCCCAAUAUCAAAAUACAAGUGACUCUUUUAUUAGUGUGUGAAUAUAAGGUGUCAACAUGAUUCGACACGCGGUGAUACUAGGGCUCUCGAUAUUCUCCCUGAGCUUGGUGGAGGCUGCCAAACAACAGGUCCAGCUAUCGGACUCGUACCUCCCAGUAGCCAUGCAGGUCAUCUCCCACCUCACCGACCAGAUGGCGUACGAAGCCAAGGAGGAAACGACUCCAAGGCCGACAACCAAACCAACAGCGAAACCUACUGCUAGGCCUACGAUUAGUCCAACGACUAGGCCACCCACCAGGCCAACAACUAGGCCUACCACUAGGCCAACCACUUCGAGACCGUAUGUGACGUACCCUGCGUUCUCCAAACCCACGAAUACCUGGUGGACUGGUUUUACUACUAGGAGACCAGAAGCCACGACCCAGCACCACAAACCCGGUCUAUACGCUCCCUUCUCUCCUCCCAAACCAUCAGAUCGCUUCUCGUGGGACCAGCGCUACGUCCUGCUGCCAUUGGAGCACAACGCCCAGUACACCAUCUUGAAACCCCACGGCUCCUCCAAUUGGAACCCAGCACCACUCCUCUCCAUCCACAAUGAACAAAUUAACCCAAUCAUGGAGCCAGCACCAGCGAAACAGCCCCUCCUACCUCCACACAAUGACGUCAAAAUCUCCAGUAGAUCUGAUGGCUACGACCCUGAUGAGAUAAAUGAGGAAAACCUUCAGUACCUCUCGGAUGAUGUUCGGGAGAUGAUAAAGACAGCUAAUGACCCUCAUAAUGAUAAGUUGGUGGAUGUGUGGGAGGGGGUGCGGCAGGGGAACCAGCCGAUAGCGGCGAAGGCGAAGCUGUCGGCGUCGAACCUGAGGCUGCUAUUGUUGUAUGACCUGCUGAGCAGGGAGGCCAAGAGACAGAGGCUGUCAGACUACAGUGGAUUCUCCCCCGACGUGAUGAAGAACCUGGUAGACUCGUCAACAGGCGGCGCACGCGCACAACUCCGGAUGGCGUUAUCCAAGAUGGUGGAGCGUCGCGACUGCGGGCACGAGUACGCGAACAACAGGGCGAAGGAAAUGGUCGAGGAACUCGGGAAGGACGAGUCUGGUCUCUCGGCGGCACUUAGAUACCUACAGCCUAUCGUUUAUUCUUAUUAAUUGGAGUAUUUUUCUGUCCUGUCACCGUAUUUGAAAGUAGUAAUGUUUAGUGUGUCGACGGGAUAGUGAAAUUGGGAAAUCUGUCUUCGUUAUUUCAAUUUUGGGGUAUUGUCUUUUGGUAGAGUCGACUUGUUUGUCUUCUGACUCUAACUUCUUUACAAAAAAAACUUCUUUAUCAGAUGAUGAUAAAGAAGUUAGAGUAAGAAGAUUACAUUUAUAUAAGGGUCAUUCACACUAAAGUAUAGAGCUGUGUCAAUCUUCAACUGUAAUUCAAAAAGAUCGAAGAUCUUAUCGACCCCAGAGGGUAAUGGUGGCUAAAGACCCAUGACAAAUAUUAAGUCACAUUUGGCUUUUCAAAAAAUCUGACGAGUAAUUUUAACAAAGACAGAUGAACAACAUAACUAGUUUUAAAAUACGUUAUUUUAAUAAAAACUUUUCUCUUUGAGAAAUGAGCUGAAUGAAAGCCUCAAACAGGAAUAAAGGUGCAUUUAUAUUUAAAUAAUAAAUUAUUUAUCGCAGAGAUAAUAAUAUAA
Trichoplusia ni (cabbage looper) is the source of this 1786-nucleotide messenger RNA. RefSeq lists its product as uncharacterized. The transcript has 5 exons. The coding region runs from base 162 to 1253 and encodes 363 amino acids. NCBI's taxonomy places the organism in Eukaryota, Metazoa, Arthropoda, Insecta, Lepidoptera, Noctuidae. The record is from RefSeq and is a predicted model, not a curated record.